Messenger RNA from Anopheles stephensi (Asian malaria mosquito), 9183 nucleotides. RefSeq names its product plexin-B (gene PlexB). Lineage: Eukaryota; Metazoa; Arthropoda; Insecta; Diptera; Culicidae. Gene Ontology annotation, biological process: semaphorin-plexin signaling pathway involved in axon guidance; regulation of GTPase activity; regulation of cell shape. Gene Ontology annotation, cellular component: semaphorin receptor complex. The transcript is spliced from 11 exons. The record is from RefSeq and is a predicted model, not a curated record. The coding region runs from base 1255 to 7662 and encodes 2135 amino acids. Gene Ontology annotation, molecular function: semaphorin receptor activity; protein binding.
AGCUGCCCCCGUCAGCUUAACGAAAGCGAAAGAAUAAAAGAAAGAAUCUAUUAAUCUUGUCAUAAACAAGUUUGGCCAUAAACAAAUAGAAAAAAAAGCACGAAAGAAAGAAAGAACCCUUCGGUAAGGUUUGGUGCGCGGAGUGCCCAGGGCAGUGUUUCGCUCGUUUUCAUGUAUGAAAUCGGUUAAUUCGGUGCCUUCGGUACGGCGGAAAACGUGUAUUAGCGGACGCGGCACCACGACACGGUGGCCACCGUUGGGCGAACCCGUAAUCCAACACCGCAAUCGUCGGACGACCAAUUUCCGAGUGGUGGCCCAGGCUCGAGCCAUUCAUACAAGGGGCAGCAAGAUGGCGGCCGCCUACUAAGAAAGAAGACACACACAGUGGCAAACCCCGAAGACGACGGCCCCGUGAAAGUGUAUUAUUUUGUGCCGUAUUUUGUGUUUCGUGCGAUGGCCGAAAAGUGAUUUUGCGUUUCCGAUUAGUGAUUUUUUCCAUUUUCCCGUGUGUGAUUAUUCGGCGCUUGUGUGACGGUGUGUGUGUGUGUGUGCUUCUCUCUUCUCCGUGUGUCUCCUGUGAUUCUAACGGUGCUCCUGCUGUGCGAGGGUGUGUGUGUGUGCGUGUUGUUGCGGGGGUGGGUAGCGAAGAAGCAACGGAGCAGCCGGGGGGAAAACACGGGAAAAAGGAUGUGACAAUGGAAAUGUGCGUAUCGUAAUGGAUGCAACGAGCGGUGGAGCGUAUUGGGUAAUUAACGCAAGAACACAACAACGCAACCACUCGACAACGCCGCCACCGCCGCCGCCGCCGCCGACGAGGACGAGGGUGACAACGAGGGGGAAACGCAGGAGGAGGCGCACACGGAGCAAUAGGGACUCCCCGCUGCUGCAGCCAACGCAGCCGUACGUGCGAAAGGGGCGACAAUUGCAGCGGUGCAUUCUCGGGCUUGGAAAUUAAGAACAAGCACAGAAAGGAAAGAAACUCCACACAACCGCAGGCAACUAGAUAUACACAUACAGCCAAGCGCAUGAAAAGAAGCUAUUUACGCAAGGAAUCAGCAAAAGGAAACCACAAACGAGGAAAGAUUCCGCACGUCGUCGCCGUCUGGAGUGUCGUGCAAGUGUGCGAGAGCGAGUGCGGUGGUGUGAAAAGCGAGACAGAAACAAUAUAGUGACAAAAGACAAGUGGUGACAAACCGGGGGCUCGUCUCCUGCAGCACGGCCUGCUGCUGCGUUUGCAGUCAGAACGGCAGCAGUAUGAGUAUGCAACUGCUACUACGAUUGAUAUUGCUCCGUUUGGUCGGUGGCAUGCUGCCACUGGAUGCUGUGCUGAAAGGGAAACAACCACCACCGUCCUCCUCGAUCUCGUCGUCUGCCGGCCAUGGCCAGCAGCAGCAGCAGCAGCAGCAGCAGCACCGCGGCCAACAUGUUCACGGACCGACCGUGCUGGACGAUAUUGUCGCCCGGUACAGUCUGCCGAACGGGACCAGCCGCUUUACCCACCUGACGUACGAUCCCACCCGGCGUAUGUUCUAUGCCGGCGCGACCAAUCGGGUACUGCAGCUAAACGAAAACCUAACGCUGCUAAGGGAAGCCAUCACGGGGCCAAAGCUCGAUUCGGCCCAGUGCCAUGCCGCCGGCUGUCCGCCCGAUGUGCUGGACAGCGUGGAGACGGACAAUUACAACAAGGUGCUUCUGUACAACCGGGACGGUGAUACGCUCAUUGCGUGCGGCAGUGUGCAUCAGGGUGCGUGUGAAAUUUACUACUUAAGCGGUCGCUUCCCCGACUCGUCCAAACCGAUCGAGGUGGCACUGGCGGCCAACGAUGAACGGUCGACGACGUAUGCAUUUAUCGGCCCGAGCCGGUAUCAGUCGUGGAAGAAGGAGGACAUCAUGUACGUCGGGACGACGUUCACAAACGUGGGCGAUUAUCGGCACGAUGUGCCGGCCAUUUCAUCGCGCCGGUUGGAUGAUUUAACGUACGCGGAGUUUUCCAUCCAGCAGUCCAACAUUAACAUCGACGUAAAGUAUCGGGACCACUUUCUGGUGAACUAUCUGUACGGGUUUAACAGUACGGAGUAUGCGUACUUUGUGCUGGUGCAGAAGAAGUCCCAUCUGGCGGAUGAAGCCGGCUACGUGACGCGGCUGGCACGGAUCUGCGUGAACGAUCCCAAUUACGACAGCUACACGGAGGUAACAAUCACUUGCAUGGUAAACGGGACGGAUUACAACAUCCUGCGAGAUGCCAAGCUAGCCCAGGCCGGCCAAAAGCUAAGCAACGAUAUGGGAAUCAAACGAGAAGACUAUCUGCUGGUAGCGGUCUUUUCGCCGUCGAAGGAAAUUACUGACGAACCGCAAAACCGAUCCGCCAUCUGCAUGUACAGCCUCAAAGACAUCGAGGAGGUGUUUAACGAAAACAUUCACUCCUGUUUCAACGGCACAAUUAAGGAUCGCAAUCUCGGCUACAUUUCGGGCACGAUCAACGAUGGCAAGUGUCCGGUCGCCGGCUCGUUGGGCAACAUUUUUAGCUUCUGCCAUGUGGGGCUUAAAAUUAGCGGCGUCACGCCGGUGAUCGCACCGGCCCGGUUUGCGUUCGGCGAAGGAGUGUCGCUUACCUCGAUCGCGGUCACUAACAUCGGUCUGCACACGCUUGCGUUCGUCGGGAGCAAUGAUGGUUGGAUCCGGAAGGUGCUACUGUCUGGGCGGGAGGCGGGUGAAUACGAGCGGUUACUGGUGGACGAGGAAGGCUAUUCGAUCCUUCCCGAUACGAUGUUUGCCCCGUCGAACGAUCAUCUGUAUGUGCUUACGGAGCGAAAGGUGAUCAAGAUGAAGGUGGAACACUGUGGCACGUUUGGCAACUGUUCCGCCUGUCUGGAAUCGCGCGAUCCGUACUGUGGUUGGUGUUCGCUUGAGAAGCGCUGCACGGUACGCACCGCCUGCCAGAAGGAUACGAGCGCCGCUCGCUGGCUUUCCAUCGGUACCGGGCAGCAGUGCAUCGACUUCGAAAUGGUAGCACCCGAUCGGGUCCCGGUCGGUCAGAUGUCAGUCGUACGGUUGGUGAUCAAAACGCUGCCGGAGCUGCCGCACAACGCACAGUACCGGUGCGUGUUUGGCAACGCGACACCGAUCGAUGCGAACGUCACAAAAGAAGGGCUCAUAUGCACAACGCCACCCGUCACCGAGCGACCCUCCAUUCCGGACGGGCAGGAUCACGUACUGGUGCCGCUGAGUGUUCGCAGCUCGGAAACGAACAAGGACUUUGUGUCGCGCAGCUUCGCCUUUUACGACUGCACCCGCCACGAUACCUGCCGGAAGUGUUUGGUCAGCAACUGGGGCUGCCAUUGGUGCAUUUACGACAAUCGGUGCGCGUUCAACACGACGGCGUGUCGCAAUUCGGCCAACAUCGUACAGAAUGAAGCGUCCUGCCCACGGUUGAAGCAGCGCACCGGGCCGAUUCUGCUACCGAACAAGGUACCGAAGGAAAUAAGGCUCGAGAUUGAGAACCUGCCACGGCCGCAGAGCGCACAUACCGGGUUCCUGUGUACGGUUAACAUUGAGGGUGCGCAUAUGGUGCUGCCGGCGCGCGUCGAAGCGAACAAGUACAUUGUGUGCGAGAAGACGCUGUACUCCUACGAAGCGGCAACCAACGAGUACGAAGCAACGGUCGAUGUGAACUGGAACCGCAACCAUUACAUCGACACCGUCACGGUUGUACUGUACAAGUGUGAAAUACUCGGCUCGCAUCGUGACCAUGCCGACUGCAGCCUGUGUGUGACGCGCGAUCCCAAGUAUCAGUGUGCCUGGUGCGGGCAGCAGUGCAGUUACAACGAAUCGUGCCUGGAUGGGGGGAGCGGUUCGCUGAUGCUGCGGGGCCGCGGCGGAGAAGAGGGAGGAUGUCCCCGACCGCGUAUCGAUCUGAUCAAACCGCUGAGCGGUCCAAUCGAGGGCGGCACGCUGGUGACAAUCGAGGGCAGCAACCUUGGCAUCCGGGAAGAGGACGUUCGCGGACGGAUACAUAUCGGUGAGGUGCCGUGCGAACUGGAACGGUACGAAAUAUCGGUCCGCAUCGAAUGCCGCACGGGCCCGGUACGUUCGGAAAUGUCCGCACCGGUUAAGGUGGGCAACGAAGCCGGCUACACGAUGUCGAGUGUCGAGUUCCGGUAUCGGGACGUGCAGCUGGAAGGCUUAAGCCCGACGAUGGGCCCGCAGUCGGGUGGAACGAAGCUGUCCAUUAUCGGCAAACAUCUGAACGUGGGUACGGCAGCGAUCGCCUAUCUGGACGACUACGAGUGUCGCAUCAAUCGCACACAAGCGUCCUCGAGCAGGCUUACCUGCGUCACGUCCGCCGCUCGCUCGCCGGAACACAUUCGUGUGCUGACGCUGCGCAUCGAUGGCGCAAAUCGGACGCUCGCUUGCAGCACUAGCGGUGGCAGCAACGCAACACCCGGCGAACGGUUGCGUGGAUCGGCGUACGGUGCUGCCGGCACGUACCACAGCCGGUACGAAACGUGCAGCGUGUACAACUACACCGUCGACCCGAAGAUUAUGCAGAUUAAGCCGCUGAAAAGCUUCCUCAGCGGGGGCCGCAUGAUGACGGUGCACGGUACCAAUUUGGACGCGAUCCAGCAGCCAGAGAUCGAGGUUUACCUGAACGACGAGCGGCUCAAUCGAUCCACCUGUACCGUGCUGAACUCGAACCAGAUGGAAUGUCCGUCACCGUCGGUCCGGGAUGCAUGGGCCAUGCUGCAGCAGCAGCAAACACUGCUGCGCAAUCUGACUGCCAGCUCCGGGGAGUAUGCGCCGCCGCGCAUGCUGUCCGGGUUUGUGUCCGCCGACGGGCGCUCCGUUCCUAUCCAGCAGCAACCUCCUACGGCUUCGAUGCCGAUGCUGCUACCGUCCCAGUAUUCGCUGACGUCGACGUCAGGCCCGUUGGUCACGGCCGCAGCCCCACUGUCGCCGUUUCAUCCGUCCGAGCAGCAGCUGCAGCUGCUGCUACAGAUCAACUUCCUGAUGGACAGCGUCCUGUCGGUGCGCAACCUGCCGAAACACUUCCAAAACCUGCGCUCGGGCAUCGUGUACGUGGAGGACCCGGUGUACCAGCCGUUCCCGAGCACGGUCAAGAUGUACAAGGGCGACACGCUGGUGAUCGAGGGCGAGCACCUGAAUGCGGCGAGCGACGAGACGGACGUGAACGUCACGAUCGGCAUGGCUCAGUGCAACGUGACGAGCUUGGCGCCGACCCAGCUCGUGUGUACACCGCCGCUCGAGCAGCCUGCCCCGACGGACGAGAACGGAGUUCCUACUGUGAAAGACUUGCCGCUGGUCGUGGUUCGGGUGGGGCGUAAUUUACGCUUCCCAAUAGGUUUUAUCAAGUACGAUCUUAUCAAACCGUACGCCUUUUCGCACAUUCUGUCCGGCAUCAUCGUGAGCGGUAUCUUCUUCGUGCUGUGCCUGCUUGCCAUACUGUUCAUCUACCGCCGGAAGAGUACGCUGGCCGAGCGGGAGUACAAGCGCAUCCAGAUCCAGAUGGACACACUCGAAAGCAACGUGCGGAUGGAGUGCAAGCAAGCGUUCGCCGAGCUGCAGACGGACAUGACGGAUCUGACGGCGGAUCUCGAGAGUUCCGGCACGCCGACGCUCGAUCUGGUCAAUUACGUGAUGAAGGUGUUCUUUCCGGGCGUUUCCGAUCAUCCCGUGCUGUUGGCGAAUGGUGCGAAGCUGCACGGCCAUCACCACCAACACGGCCAUCCGCACCACGGGCACCAUGGGCAUCCGCAUCAGCGCACGAACUACGAUCAAGCGAUGGUGCUGUUCGAACAGUUGAUCAACAAUCGCGUGUUUUUGCUGCUGUUUAUCGACACGCUCGAGGCGCAGAAAACGUUCACCAUAAGGGACAAAGUAAACGUAGCGUCACUGCUAAUGAUAGUGCUGAUGAAUCAGAUGGAUUAUGUGACGGACAUACUGAAAAGCUUGCUGCUACGACUGAUCGAUAAGUCGGUGAUGACCAAACACCCGCAGCUGAUGCUCCGCCGGACGGAGAGUGUGGUCGAGAAGAUGCUAACGAACUACAUGGCACUCUGCAUGUACGACUAUCUACGCAACUAUGCCGGCAACUCGCUCUUUCUGCUGUACAAAGCGAUCAAGCACCAGAUCGAGAAGGGUCUGGUCGAUGCGGUUACGCACGACGCCCGGUACUCGCUGAGCGAGGACCGGCUGUUGCGCGAACAGAUCGUGCACAGUGUCGUAACGCUGCACAUCAUCCAGGACGAUCUGGAUGAGAAGGUGCAGUGCAAGGUGCUGGACUGCGAUACGAUCAGCCAGGUGAAGAGUAAGGUGCUGGACGCGCUGUUUAAGAACACGCCGUUCUCGCUCCGCCCGAGCGUACACGAUCUCGAUCUCGAGUGGCGGCACGGGCGCGGUGGUCAUCUGGUGCUGCGGGACGAGGACGUCACCACCAAGUCGGUGCACGGGUGGAAGCGGCUUAACACGCUCUCGCACUACGGCGUGAAGGAGUCGGCCGUAAUGUCGCUGGUCGCGCGGCCACACGACGGCUACAAUACUCCCGGCCGUCACAUCUUCCCGUACUGUUACUACAUCAACAAUCCGCCGUCCUCCAAUCAUCACCUGUCGUCCACGACGUCACCGCACGGCGCUAGUGGGCCCGGUUCCGGUGGUAGCAGCGGUACGAUGGGACCGGCCCACCAGACCGACACGCUGCUGGCCGGCAGUGCAAGCCACCAUCAUCAUCAUCACUCACAUCACGUACAGCAAGCGGCGGCCGCUGCCGCCGCCGCCGCCGCUGCAGCACAAGCAGCGGCCGCUCAGCAACAGCAGCAGCAGUCCCAGGUCGGUGUGUUCCAUCUGGUGAAGCCGAUGGACGAUCGGUUUUCGACCCUGUCGUCGUACGAUCAGCACGGUUCGUCCUCGUCGGCGCACGGUGCACUGUACGGUGGGGGGCCGGGCAGCGGCAGCCACCACAAAGCAAUACCGGAGAUCUUUCUGACCCGCCUGCUCGCGACCAAGGGCACGAUACAGAAGUUUGUCGACGAUCUGUUCGCGACGAUACUGACGGUGAACGAGGCGCUACCGCCCGCGGUCAAGUGGCUGUACGAUCUGCUGGAUGCGGCCGCCCGCCACCACGGCAUACACGACCCGGAGGUGAUACAUGCGUGGAAGUCGAACGGGCUGCCGCUGCGGUUUUGGGUGAACUUUAUCAAAAAUCCGGACUUUAUAUUCGACAUCUACAAAACGCCCUCGGUCGACGUGUGCCUGAGUGUGAUCGCGCAAACGUUCAUGGACGCGUGCUCCACGACCGAGUACCGGCUGGGGAAGGAUUCGCCCUCGAACAAGCUUCUGUUUGCGAAGGACUUGCCUCAGUACCGGGAAAUGGUUUCCAAUUUCUACGCCGACAUUGCCAUGAUGCCUCAGAUCAGUGAUCAGGAGAUGCGUAGCGCCAUGCAAAGGUUAUCCAUCCACCAGCAGCAGUUCGAUACGCUGGCCGCAUUAAAGGAACUCUACAUUUACGUUAGCAAGUAUCGUUUACAGAUUAAGGAAAUAUUAGAACUGGACUCGACGGCAAGCAAGUUACAUUUAGCGCAUAAGCUUGACCUCGUCGCAGCUACAUUAGAAGAUGAUGAGUGCAAAACGAUUGAUUAUUACGAAUAACAACAAAUGCCAGCCGGGGUGACGACAACGAUGACGUCGACGACGACGGCGCGAAAGAAGCGUCAGUUUUUAAAGAAUGGCCAUAUUUUAAAGCACGCAGCGAGCACGUCGUCUGCGUGAAAUCUUAGUGAAACAAAGCAUUUAACAAAACAAAACACAAGAAGCAGCUAACGAACAAGCGAUAAAAAAAAAACAGUAAAACACACACACACACACAAUGUGCUCUUCCGUCUUCGAUUUGCCGCGAUAGAGAGAGAGAGAGAGAGAGAUAAAAGGUAUUACAGGUAGUUUAAGACACCCGGCAGCCGUGCGCAUUCCUCCGCGAAGCAUUUAAAUAGUUUAAAUAGUCGUACUCUACUUAAUAUUCGGGGGGGGGGGGGCCCCGAGCCCGGAGAUUCUCGAUGUCGUCGUCCUCCUCCCCUGAACGACGAGUCGUCUGAGCCUAGUGAAAACGAUGUGAAGGAGGAAAGUGCAUUAAGGGCACCGGAUUAAGGAUAAUAGCGCCGAUGAUGAUGACGAUGAUGAUGGGACGUGUUAUGUCCAUUUAUUUAUAGUGUUCAAAAAAAAAAAAAAACAGAGAGUCGCAAAACGAAAGGAAUGAUGGACAGAUGAUAUACUCAAAAUCUUCUCACGGAGAUCAAACGGGCUCUCUAGGUGUCGGUGACCUUUUUUCCCGAUCUCAUAUAUCCUUCCCGCGCCGCCUGCGGACAGUGAGGGUGCCAGAGGUCAGAUGUCACAUUAGAAGGUCUCUCUCAACUCCCCCAGUUGUUGUGUACUUGUGUGGGGCCGUUGUGGGUUGUGGGGGAGCGGAGGGCCGUUGCAUUUUAAAAUGGAACUAGAAUCUAAGUUUUUUUCCAGCCAGCUCUUAAUUAUUCUCUCUGAUUCGGAGUUAUUUUUUAAACGCAAUAGGGAGAAACAUGGCAGCGGGCCGCCGAAUCUACACGCGAUUCGCGAGAAACAUAUAUACUCAAACCACGAUCUGAUUUACGAACAACAAAAAACAAGAAAGAAGAAAAACAAAACACUCCGAACAGGUGCAUCAAACGUAAUAAGAACAGAAAAGAAAAACAAACAGAAAGACGAUUAUAGUUCAGAUAUUAGGAAAAGAAAGUUAAUGAAAAACAAACAACACAGUGAUAAGGAAAAAAAACACAAUUCAAACAGAAACAAACAAAAAAAAGAUGAGAAAAAUUAAAAAAAGGAAAACACUUGGAAGAAAGACAAGAGAAAAUGUGACUGAUUGAAAUAAUAUACAAAACAAAAAACAGAAACACACGAACACAAGCGAACCGGGAGCGCGAAAAGUAGUAGUGGUAGAAGUGUGUGUGUUGAGGCGCGAGCUAGGGGCGUGGAGGAGCAUACGCAGGGAAUGGCUGUGUUUUUCCUUCGUCGAGAAACGGCAGCAUCCAAACGUGUGUCUUCCGGUCCUAUGCGAGUGUGGAAACGAAACAAAAGUACACAGUGUGUAAAUAAGAAAAAAACAAUUCCGUCUGAUGAUGAAUAUGACAGUGAUACAUAAAA